This is a messenger RNA of Geodia barretti, 2064 nucleotides long. NCBI's taxonomy places the organism in Eukaryota, Metazoa, Porifera, Demospongiae, Tetractinellida, Geodiidae. The record is from the annotation of a GenBank genome assembly.
AUGAUAGGAAUAGGUAAAUGGAAAAUUAUUGCAAUCGUCGGUGCGGUGCUAUUGGUGGUAGCCGCCGUCGCCGUGGGGCGCAUCGUAUUUACAAACUCAGAGGGAAGAGACGGUGCUGAAAUGCUAGCGGUAAAGACCGCAGCGGUUGAACGGGGCGACAUUGCCGUAAUAAUCGACGCGACAGGCACUAUCAAGCCGUUAAAUAUUGUUGAAGUCAGUUCAAAAGCCAGCGGAAAGAUUCUGGACCUUAGGGUUGACGCAGGUGAUUACGUCGAGAAGGAUGAAAUCAUUGCGGUCAUCGAAACGACCUAUGUGCAGAUUAGUUUGGAUCAGGCGCAAGCGGAUCUGAGGACCGCGCAAGCGCGUUUGCAACAGGCAGAGAUCGACUUUGAACUCCAGAAGGUGCAGUCGGCAAUCCAGAUUCGUCAGGCGGAGGAAUCUCUCUCUGAAGCGAGGCAACGGCUCGUCCAGCUCAAGGAAGCGAUUCGCCUUGAAAAGACAGCGAAUGCGCGCGGCAUACUGGAUGCCGAAAAUAGCCUCAAUAUCUCCAGAAUUCGGUAUAAAUUGCUUACCUCUGGUGAGGUGCGAGACGAAAAUAAAAGCCGCGCACAAGCCUCAUUGAAUCAGGAAAUAGCAAAUUUGGAUUUGGUAAUAUCAGAGCAUAAAAGGAAUCAGACACUUUACGAAAAAGAACUCAUUUCACAAGCGGCAUUAGAAUCUUCACAUGCACAACUUAAAUCGGCGGAAGCACGGCAUCAGUCUGCCAUUGAAAACCUGAGACUGGUUGAGAAACCUGCCACUGAGGCUGAACUUGAAUUGGGACAAGCCGAUAUUAGAAAGGCGGAAUUUAACCUUGAAAUCGCCAAUGAAAGAGUAGAAGCUGAAGCCACACGAGACAUGGAUAUUCAACUUCAACAGCAACGGAUUGUACAAGCCGAAGAGUCUUUGAAACUCGCAGAAUCGAAUAAGAAGCAAAUUGAGCGUAAACAACGCGAUCUGGAGACUGCACGCUCAUCGGUCAAACGCAGUGAAACGCAGCUGGAACUCCGUCAAAUUGAGUAUGACGAUACGAUCAUCAAGGCACCUAUCUCUGGAACGAUCCUUGAAAAACUGGUCGAAGAAGGACAGGUGAUUACUUCACGCCUCUCCUCACUCUCCUCGUCAGAGGGACAGGCGCUUGUCACAAUGGCAGAUCUUGACACCGUCUAUGUCGUAACAGAGGUCGAUGAAACCGACAUCGGUAAGGUGGAGAUAGGGCAACCCGUGACCAUCACGGUCGAAGCCUAUCCCGAUACGCCGUUUCAGGGUGAAGUCUUGAAGAUCGCGCCCCUGGGACAAUCCAUUCAGAAUGUGACGACCUUUGAGGUAACCUCCGAGUUGAAGAAUGUGGAAGCUGCAGGAACACGACAAGGUAUGAGGGGUGGCGGCGGAAGACGGCAAGGUGGUGGUACCCGUCCCGACAUGGCAAAUAUGACGCAAGAGCAACGCGAACGUUUCCGUGCAAUGGGGCAACAACGCCAGGCAGACGGCGGUGCAGGUGGAACGUCAAGACCAGCCUCUCAAGAAGCACCCGCGCAACCGGCACAGGAGCAACCUGUUGCUAAGGCAGAAGAGGCUGAUGAAGACAAUUUAGGUGGACUUUUCGGCGGAUUUUUUGAAGAAGCACCUGUUGCAGAAGCACCGGCUGAAACGCAACAGCCACAGGCUGAAGAUGCAAAGAUACCGUUCCUCAAACCCGGCAUGAACGCCGGUGUCCAAAUCUCGGUUGUUAACAAAAUAGACAUUCUCACCCUUCCUGCGGAAGCGGUCCUUGAUAUGCGAGGCAGGAAAAUGGUCAGAAUUGUUGGUGCAGACGGUCAACCCGGUCGUCCUCAACCGAUUGUAGCUGGGGUUAGCAGUUUUGACAAGAUCGAAAUCGUCUCGGGGCUUGCUGAAGGGGAUGUCGUCGCAAUCGGCGGCUUUACGCCCGGUGAAGGCGGCGGUCGCAGCGAAGCGUGGCGGCAACGCAUGAUGAAUCCCGCUUCCACAAUGCGGCGAAUGACCGGUGGUGGCAGAGGACGUUAG